Messenger RNA from Penicillium verrucosum, 921 nucleotides. RefSeq lists its product as uncharacterized. Gene Ontology annotation, biological process: endoplasmic reticulum unfolded protein response; negative regulation of hypoxia-induced intrinsic apoptotic signaling pathway; cellular response to hypoxia. Gene Ontology annotation, molecular function: ATP-dependent protein folding chaperone; ATP binding. Gene Ontology annotation, cellular component: endoplasmic reticulum chaperone complex. NCBI's taxonomy places the organism in Eukaryota, Fungi, Ascomycota, Eurotiomycetes, Eurotiales, Aspergillaceae. The coding region runs from base 1 to 921 and encodes 306 amino acids. The record is from RefSeq and is a predicted model, not a curated record. The transcript has a single exon.
AUGGCGUUCUUAAAUCGCCGACAAUUAUCGAGCUCGCCAAUGUUAUCCCUCGUGGUCCUCCCAUUCCUCAUAUUCCUCCUCAGCUUCGCUGGGCCAGCUUCUGCCGCCGGAUCGGCCGUUCUGGGCAUCGACAUCGGCACCGAAUAUUUCAAAGCUGCUCUCGUGAAACCCGGCAUUCCGCUUGAGAUCGUUCUUACUAAAGAUUCGAAGCGCAAGGAGUCCGCUGCUGUCGCUUUCAAGCCUACAAGAGAGAGCGAUGCGCCUUUCCCCGAACGGUUCUAUGGUGGCGAUGCGCUCGCCCUCGCCGCUCGGUACCCGGACGAUAUUUACAUCAACUUGAAGACUCUGCUGGGCGUUCCAUUCAAUGAUGGCAACGAGGAGGCAGUUAAGGCUUAUUGGAGCAGGUUCCCCGCGUUGAAAUUGGAGUCCGCCCCCGAUGGUCGCGGCUCUGUUGCUCUCCGCAGCAACCGGCUAGGGGAGGAGCAGAAGAAGGAAGCCUUUUUGGUGGAGGAGAUUCUGGCAAUGCAGUUGAAGCAGAUCAAGGCCAAUGCUGAUGCGUUGGCUGGAAAGGGAUCCGAUGUCCGCGAUGUCGUCAUUACCUACCCUGUGUUCUACACCGCGGAGGAGAAGCGCAGCCUGGAGUUGGCGGCUGAGCUGGCGGGUCUGAGGAUCCAGGCUCUUGUCAGUGAUGGUUUGGCUGUCGGUCUGAACUACGCCACCAGCCGUACUUUCCCCAGUGUUUCUGAUGGCGAGAAGCCUGAAUACCACAUCGUAUAUGACAUGGGUGCCGGAUCUACGACCGCGAGUGUUUUGCGGUUCCAGAGCCGCAAAGUUAAGGAUAUUGGCAAAUUCAACAAGACUGUCCAGGAAGUUCAUGUUAUUGGCUCUGGUUGGGAGAAGUCACUUGGAGGUGACUCCUAA